AUGGAUAUAGACAAUGAUUUACCAAGUUGUGUGCAGGCUCGAUUCAAGUCAGAUACAGGAGAAGAAACUGGUAGUCCUUUGGAUUUGCCUUUAAACGUUACUAAAGAUCAACUUACACUUAUAUGCAAUGCCUUAUUAAAAGAGGAAGAUACACCUUUCCUUUUUUUUGUCAAAGAUGUUGAAAUAACAUCUACAUUAAGGGAAGCCUUAGAUAUUACUUCACUCAACUCUGAAGAAGUUGUAGAUAUUAUAUAUCAGCAACAAGCAGUUUUUAAAGUCAGACCUGUCACUAGAUGCACGAGUUCGAUACCUGGUCAUGCAGAAGCUGUUAUAUCAACAAAUUUUAGCCCAUCUGGGAAACAGUUGGCAAGUGGUUCAGGUGAUACAACUGUGAGAUUUUGGGAUCUACAGACUCAAACUCCUUUACAUGUUUGUAAAGGUCACUCUAAUUGGGUGUUAUGUAUUAGUUGGUCACCAGAUGGAACAAAACUAGCAUCAGCAUGUAAACAAGGUAGGAUUAUGCUCUGGGAUCCAGUGUCAGGCAAUCAAAUCGGGAAAACAAUGAUGGGACAUAAACAAUGGGUUACAGCACUGGCUUGGGAACCUUAUAUUAGGAAUUCAGAAUGUCGUAAACUUGCUAGUUCAUCUAAAGAUGGUGAUGUAAGAAUAUGGGACACAAUAACAUGUCAUACUAUUCUGAGUCUGACAGGACAUUCUAAAGCUGUUACCUGUGUUAAGUGGGGUGGAAUGGGUCUUAUUUACACAUCUUCUCAAGAUAGAACUAUAAAGGUCUGGAGAGCAGAUGAUGGGAUACUUUGUAGAACAUUAGAAGGUCAUGCACACUGGGUGAAUACAUUAGCUUUAAGCACAGAUUAUGUCCUUAGAACUGGCCCUUUCCAUCCUAUCUUAGACAGAUUUGAUUCUACAAAUGAUAAAAAUACAUUGCAGCAGAGGGCUUUAGAAAGAUAUGAGAAAACAUGCCCUAAAGGAGAGGAAAGAUUGGUGUCAGGAUCUGAUGACUUUACAUUAUUUUUGUGGUUACCAGAGAAAGAGAAAAGGCCUUUAGCACGAAUGACAGGUCACCAACAGCUAAUUAAUGAUGUUAAAUUCUCUCCAGAUAUGAGGAUCAUAGCUUCUGCAUCUUUUGAUAAGUCUGUCAAGUUAUGGGAUUCAAGCAGUGGUAAAUUUAUAACAACAUUAAGAGGGCAUGUACAGGCUGUAUAUAUGGUUGCAUGGUCUGCAGACUCAAGACUUUUGUUAAGCUCUAGUGCAGAUUCAACUUUAAAAGUAUGGAGUAUGAAAACAAAAAAACUGGAAUUAGAUUUACCAGGACAUGCUGACGAGGUAUAUGCAGUUGAUUGGUCACCAGAUGGAACAUAUGUAGCUUCAGGAGGGAAAGAUAAAGUACUAAAAUUGUGGCAACAC
Messenger RNA from Brenthis ino (lesser marbled fritillary), 1425 nucleotides. Lineage: Eukaryota; Metazoa; Arthropoda; Insecta; Lepidoptera; Nymphalidae. The record is from the annotation of a GenBank genome assembly.